Molecule: messenger RNA, 6682 nt
Organism: Portunus trituberculatus (swimming crab)
Lineage: Eukaryota; Metazoa; Arthropoda; Malacostraca; Decapoda; Portunidae
Gene: mGluR
Product: metabotropic glutamate receptor-like
Exons: 12
Coding region: 439-3156 (905 amino acids)
Biological process (GO): G protein-coupled glutamate receptor signaling pathway; regulation of synaptic transmission, glutamatergic
Cellular component (GO): membrane
Molecular function (GO): group II metabotropic glutamate receptor activity
Source: RefSeq, a predicted model, not a curated record
GAGGCACCAGGCAGGCCGCGAGAAGCCCAGUGCCACAGUGCCGCUGGUGGGAGGCUGCCGCGCGAUCUGGCACUCCCACGGCAUGGUCUUGCCUCGCCUACCACACUCCCAGGGGCGCUAGACUCCCGCGUGGCCCCUCAUCACCACAACACCACCACAACACCACCACCACCAUCACCACCACCAUCACCAAUGCCAAAGAUUUAGAAAACGUUAAACUUACUUGAACUGGAUAAAUAGUUGAGGAGGAGGAGAAGGAGGAGAAGGAGGAGGAGGAGAAGAAGAACAAGGAGGAGGAGGUGGAGGUGGAGGUGGAGGAGGAGGAGAGGGAAGAGACCUUUUUGUGAAAGAUGAAAGAUUUGUGUCUCGUAGGAAGGAAGACCUUUUGACAACACCACGCCGGGACUUUGUGGCGCUAAGAAAGAUCGAGGUGGCGUGAUGGGCGGAACGGGGUGGCCAGGGAAGGCGUGGACGACAUGGGCGGCGUGGGGGGCGUGGGUGGCUGCCGUGAGUCUGGGGGGCGCCGUGCCUGGGGUGGCGGGGGCGGGGGUGCAGCUGGAUGGGGACUUAAUGCUGGGGGGGCUGUUUCCUGUGCACGAGAAGGGUGAUGGAACGCCCUGCUCCACUGCUGUGUAUGAUCGUGGUCUGCAGCGGCUGGAGGCGAUGCUGUAUGCUGUGGACCUGAUCAACAAAGACCCUUUCCUCCUGCCCAACGUGACCCUGGGCGUGCACAUCCUGGACACCUGCUCUAAGGACACGUACGCCCUCAACCAGUCACUUGAGUUCAUCCGUGUGUCACUCAAUGCUCUAGACACGUCGGGGCUGGAGUGCGGGGAUGGAAAGCCGCCGCGUGUGAAGUACCGUGCUAAACCAGUGCGGGGUGUCGUUGGUGGGUCGUACAGCUCAGUCAGUCUACAGGUGGCUAAUCUCUUCCGCCUAUUCCACAUUCCACAAGUCAGCCCAGCGUCCACAGCCAGGGCACUGUCAGACAAAACACGUUAUGAGUUCUUCGCUCGUACUGUACCGCCCGAUACAUACCAGGCCAUGGCUAUAAUGGACGUGAUGCAGCUGUUUAAUUGGUCCUACAUCUCCACCAUACACUCUGAGGGGUCGUACGGGGAGUUUGGCAUAGAGGUGAUCCACAAGCUAGCGGCGGAAAGGAAUGUUUGCAUCGCUGUGUCGGAGAAGAUUCCACACAACGCUGACCACCAAGUUUACAACACAGCCUUGGCAAACCUCAUGAAGAAGCCGUCAGCGCGAGCCGUGGUCCUCUUCACACGCGCCGAAGAUGCCAGAGAGGUCUUGAAGGCAGCGCGGCGUCUCAACCUAACGUCAUACUUUCACUGGGUCGCGUCAGACGGCUGGGGGAAGCAGAGUCACCUGGUGGAGGGGCUGCAGGAGGUGGCUGAAGGGGCUAUCACUGUGGAACUAACUAGUGACGUUGUGAAGGGCUUCGAUACCUACAUGAGCCGCCUUACGCCCCACACCAACACGAGGAAUCCAUGGUUUGAGGAGUACUGGGAGAAAUUUUUCGGAUGCCACUUAAGCAGUGUUCCUGGGAGUGACCUAUCUUGCGGUCCUGACUUGAGGAUAACGAAGGAGGCAGGAUAUCAGCAGGACCCCAAGGUUCAGUUCGUGGUGGACGCUGUGUACUCCUUCGCGCACUCUCUGUCCCAUCUCCAGCAGAGUAAGUGCCCUGACACCACCAUUGUGUGCGACGCGAUGAGUAACUACGAUGGCGGUGACUUCUAUAGAGAGUAUUUGCUUAACGUGUCAUUCAAAGGUGUGGUUGGCUCCCAGGUGAAGUUUGACGAGGUGGGAGACGGACCAGCGCGUUACACCAUUUACAACUACAGAAAGAUUCCAGGCACUUCUGUCUACAACUACAGCGUGGUGGGCAGCUGGUACAGUCGUCUGGAUCUGAACCUGAGUGAAGUCUCGUGGGCCAAUGACACUACGACUGUGCCCACCUCUGUCUGUUCCCACCCGUGCCAAGUUGGGGAGAUCAAGAUUGUACAGCAGGGCGACACAUGCUGCUGGAUCUGUACACCGUGUAAGGACUGGGAGAUGAUGGUCGAGGAAUCACUAUGCAUCGACUGCGGUCCUGGAAGAUGGCCCUAUGACAACAAAUCGAGCUGCUACGACCUGCCACACCAAUACAUGCGCUGGACCUCUGUGUUUGCCCUCGUCCCUGUUGGAAUAAGCUGCCUCGGUAUCGUGCUUACCCUGACAGUCAUUGGGAUCUUCGGAAGGCACGAUGACACCCCAAUAGUUAAGGCGUCAGGCAGGGAACUCUCCUACAUGCUUCUCUGUGGUAUUCUAGUGUGUUAUUUGAAUACUUUCCUCCUGCUGGCGAGACCUGGGGCUGUCAUAUGUGCUCUUCAGAGGUUCGGAGUCGGGUUCGGUUUCUCCAUGAUUUACGGGGCGCUGCUGACGAAGACCAAUCGGAUCUCACGAAUAUUUGACUCUGCCUCCCGAUCCGCGCGCCGGCCUGGGUUCAUUAGUCCGAAGAGCCAAGUUGUGAUCACCUGUUCCCUCGUAUCCGUACAGGUGGUGGCGACUGUCGUGUGGCUCGUGAUAGAGACCCCAGGCACACGAUUUGAGUACCCGACAAGAGAGCAGGUUAUACUGAAGUGCCGUAUUAAGGACUCGUCUUUCCUGCUCUCCCUCAUCUACAACAUGUUUCUCAUCACCACCUGCACGGUCUACGCAGUGAAGACCCGCAAGAUUCCUGAGAACUUUAACGAGAGCAAGUUCAUCGGGUUUACAAUGUACACGACUUGCAUCAUCUGGCUCGCCUUUGUGCCUAUCUACUUUGGCACCGGGAAUUCGUAUGAGGUGCAAAUCACGACCCUCUGUGUGGCCAUCUCCCUCUCCGCCUCCGUGGCUCUCUUCUGCCUCUACUCGCCCAAAAUCUACAUCAUUGUGUUCCACCCUGACAAAAACGUGAGGAAGCUGACCAUGAACAGCGCCACCUACAAGAAGUCACACCCUCUCUCCAGUGCUGCGUCUAUCAAUCACGACUCCCCCAGCGUGACUCAGCCUCUCCCGCCAGCAGGAUCGGAGGGCGUGAAGCUACAGACGGUCCCGGGAACGCCCUCAAAAACUGCGACGGAGGGAGGCAGUCAGAGCAUGGAAAAUGAAGCGUUACUGUGAGGAUUUCAGGAUACCAAGAGUCCUACGAGUUUUUAGUAUCCUUCCCACCACCACCACCACCACUGUCACCACCACCGCCAUCACCACCAUUGCCACCACCAAAGGAUGGAUGAUGGUGGAUGAGGUGUUGUGUGUAGGAUUGAUGGUUUUAAAGGAUGAUGUUGGGUAUCCUGUGAGUGCUCCUACGGGUAUCCUUCACCACCACCACCACCACUACUACUGCUACUGCUACUGCUACUGCUACUGCUGCUACUACUGCGACUACUACUGUUUCGAUGUAGAGGCAAAAUAUAUCAACCGUGCUGGCUGAUUUCACUACUACUGCUACCACCACCACCACUAUUACUACUACUGCUACUACUACUACCACUACCACCACCACCACCACCACCACCACCACCACCACUAUUGCCUUCCGCUCAAUUCCCUCCUUACUGUCACUGCCAUUCCUCCUCCUCCUCCUCUUCUUCAGCUGCUCUCCCCCUUCUCCCCCUCCUCACCCACCUGUCCUACCCUCACCACCUCACCACCGUUGCUCUUCCCAGCUAGUGGUGAUGUCCUGUGAUGUCUGGUGAUGGCAACCCCGCAUCACAUUCCUCGUUUUCUCAGUCAUGUGAGGGGAACACCAAUAGAUAUGCAACUAACUAGCGUCCCCUCUUUUUUCCCCUCUCUUUUCCCCUCUCUUCUCCCCUCACACUCCCCCUAAACACACAACCCGGCGCCUCCUGACCUCUAUAAGCUUCUCAAGGUCACAUAAAGCCUACACGUGGUGGUGAUGAAACCUCAACUAACGGUGAAGCUUCGAAACAACCGAAGCUUCUCUCCAUUACAACCGAUGCAACAUUCCCAGGAGCUACAGUUGGCAAGGCUUCCCUCCGUCAGCGCCCUCUCCAGGAAGAUACUCGGGUCACCAUCAUAUCAUUACUAUAUAUGAAACUGACUCCAAGUUUCUGAUGAAUGACAAUAUGUAGAGUGAUUCGUGUAGAGUGAAGCGUGAGUCAUGAGGAUAAGGGAGUGAAGGGAGUGUCUAACCUGUGUUCUAGUGUGACUCUGCGCCCUCCCUCCCUCCCUCCCUCGCUGGAACACGCUAAAAAGUGAGUGAGACCUUUUCUUUUAUGGUGUGUGUGGUGAGACAGAGACGCACGGAGAGAAGCAGGUCUGAAAGUCAUGAUACGUACUUACAGAUGUGUGGUGAUACGUGACAGAUACGUGGUGAUACGUAACAGAUGCGUGGUGAUACGUAACAUAUGCGUGGUGAUACGUAACAGAUGCGUGAUGAUACGUACUUAAUGUGUGGUGAUACGUAAUAGAUGCGUGAUGAUAUGUAACAAGUGUGUAAUGAUACGUACUUAAUGUGGGUUGACACGUACUGAAAUUUGUGAUGAUACGUAACAGAUGCGUGAUGAUACGUAACAGAUGUGCGAUGAUACGUAGCAGAUGCGUGAUGAUACGUAGCAGAUACGUGAUGAUUCGUCGCAGAUGCGUGAUGAUACGUACUUAAAGAUCUGUGAUUGAAAAGACAGUACGUGAAAGAUCAUACUCCUGGGUAGAGAGAGAGAGAGAGAGAGAGAGAGAGAGAGAGAGAGAGAGAGAGAGAAAUUAGAAGAGAAAGCACAAAGACAAAUAUACUAACUAAACUAGCGAGUGAAGAAAAGAAGAAGAAAAAAAAACAAUAGAAAAACACUGAGAUAGAAGGAAAGGAAAGGAGGAGGAGGAGGAGGAGGAGGAGGAGGAGGAGGAGGAGGAGGAGGAGGAGAAGAAAAAGGAGAGGAAAAAACUGGAAAACUAGAGAAAGAGAAAGAGAAAGAAAAAAAAAUAGAGAGAGAGAGAGAAACACUGAGAUUUCUUCCAAUGGUGCCAAAGCGUAGCGUGAAGAGGUGGAGAGGAAAGACAAGACAGGGAGAGAUGGAAUAGAAAAUGGAGUGUUAGCUUUAAAAAGGGUGACUGUCUGCCUGCCACGUGCCACAACCUCCACACACCCUUACCAUCUCCCAUCUCCCUCUUGUCCCCAGACACCCCUACCUCCCUGACAUCCUCGCCUUCUCACCUCUGACCUUCAAUGAUGCGUAAAGGACAAAAUUUCCUUACAGUUUGUGAUAAGCAUUAGAGUAGCGUUGAUAAGAACCAUUUAAGCCGAUAUUGGAAUGAGAAGAGAAAAAAAAAUGAUAAAAUAGCUUAGAAAUGUUUUUUUUUUUUACAUAAAAGCACUUACAAGGAUAUUAUUACAGUACAGAUGCUUAAAGACAGUACUUAAUGUUACUAUAAUUCGUAAAAGACAAAGAGGAAAAGGUUGGAUUUGAUAGACAGUACUUGGAAAAGGAUAGACGUAAUCACAAUUGUACUUAAAGCUGGGGAAAAUAAGAACAAAUCCUGUCUUUUUUAAUAUUAGAAGCCUUGGAAUAUGUUAGCGUUAAAAUAGAGAGAAAAAAUAAUGAAUAGAAAGAUUAAGACCGAGUACUCAGAGGUGAAAAUUGUUAGUGGUGGUGCGUCGAUGCUUCAGUUAAUGGUGACUCGAGAGGAAAAAAGAGUAAAGGAUGAUUAGAACACUGGAGAGAAUAGCAUAACUGAGGCAUCCGUCUUUAAAUAUUGAAGUGGAUAGCCUUGGUGACGCUGCAAGGGAAACGGUGAAGCAGGUUUUGGUGACAGGGGAAGUGGAUUGAAUUGGUGACGCUGGAAAUAGAGAAGCAGGUUUUUGGUGAUAGAGAAAGUGGAUAGAAAACAGAGAGGUAGAUUUUGGUGACAGAGGAAGACAAUUACGAACAGAGAAGCAGGUUUUGGUGACAGAGGAACUGUAUAGAAAGGGUGACGCUAAAAAGAGAGAAAGGAGUUUUUGGUGACUUAGAAAGAGAAUUACUAUAAAUAAAAAUGACUUUGACAACACAAAAAUGAGAACAAUUAAAGAACUUUGAAAAUGAAAUAGAUAAAAACAACUUACUUGCUACGAGACAAAAAGACAAAAAGAUAAAAGGAAGAAAAUAGAGAGAGAGAAAAAACGAGAUAAAACAGGCAAAAAGAAAACGACGAAUAGAAUUUAGAAACGAAAACGAAGCAAAAAGAAACAAAAAAACAAGACUCGCUAUAUUUAAUACACAAAUGGAGGAGAAAAAGAAAGAAAAUGAUGAAAGUAUAUAGAUGGAACUGUUGAUGAGGAAAUGAUUAUAGAGGUUGAAAAUGAAGAUGUAUACCACAGAAUAUUCACCCGAAGAGUAUUUACGAAGCAGUGAAAGCCCCGUCGGCGUGUGUACUUGUGUAUGUAUGUAAGUAUAUGUCUCAGAGAAGAGAAUUAAUGAUGGAAAUAUAAUAGAGAGUGUCUGUUUGGCGGUGAAGAAUGUGUUGAUAACCUGAACUUAAAGAUAGAAACCGAGUGAGGUGAAUAAACUGAUGUGCGAGUAAGUGCCCGCCUCACUCACUCACUCAAGCACUCACUCACUCACUCACCACACAACAUAUCAACUCAGCUCACGGAAGAUUGAUAAACCCGUGACGCAACUUAAAAAAUGGCGCUUUAAUUAAAAAUGAAAAAUAC